CCAGUCCUUACAGUGUCGUGUUACAGUUAAAAAUAUUUUUUUUAGGUGAGCUUAUGUGUGGAUUUCACAAACUUGGUCAUUGAGCAAACAAAAACAUUGGGCAAAUAAAUACGGUUGUCUUGCUGUUCUCUGAUCUGAUCUGAAGACACCAUCAAGACUUAUUGAAUGAAGAAAAGGUUUAUCUUUAGCAUUAGUAUCUAUGUUCUUUCAUUCCUUUGGCAGUUCUAAUUACGUUUGAAUUUUGAGGUUGAGAGUAUUGCUCAGGUAACACGUGUUAUUUUCUUGGUGCAGCAUUGAGGCAUUCCAGCUGUCAAGCAACUGCGGAUGGUGCAGUUGUAUCAAGGAUACCGACACUGCUUUCACUCCUAUGCCUAUGAGACAGGUAAACGUGAUCUGAAGCAUGCACCACAGUCCAUGCAGGCCAGUGUCCAUUUGAAUGCCCUUGGAGCUUCUUGCGAACAUUCAAGUCGAAGAAACGCCUGCAAGCCACACAGGCAAGAGGCCAUUUCAUUGCCCGUAAUGUUCGUGGAGCUUCUCACAAAAGUGUAAUCUGGACCACCACCAGCGCACCCACACACAGGCAAGAUGCCAUUGCAGUGCCCUAUGUGCCCUCGGAGCUGCUUGAACAAGUCGACACUGGAAGAUCAUCUGUGCAUCCACACAUGCGAGAAGCCAUUUCAUUGCCCUGCAUGCCCUCACAGCUUCUCACAAAGAAGUCAUCUGAACCGACACCUGCGUACCCACACAGGUGAAAGGCCAUUUCAGUGCCCAUCGUGCCAUCAGAGCUUCGCAGACAAGUCUACACUGAAGACUCACGUGCGCAUCCAUACAUGCGAGAGGCCCUUUCAGUGCCCUUCAUGCCCUCGGAGCUUUUUGGAGAAGUCUACACUGAAGAAUCACUUGCGCAUUCACACAGGAGAGAGGCCAUUUCAUUGCCCUGCAUGCUCUUGGAGCUUCUCAGACAAGUCCACACUGAGGAACCACGUGCGCAUCCACACAGGCGAGAGACCAUUUCAGUGCCCUGCAUGCCCUCAUAGCUGCUUACGAAGGAGUCAUCUGAACCAACACCUGCGCACCCACACAGGCGAGAGGCCAUUUCAGUGCCCUUUGUGCCCUUGGAGCUUCUCAAACAAGGCCAUGCUGAAGAAUCAUGUGCGCAUUCAUACAGGCGAGAAGCCAUUUCACUGCCCUGCCUGCCCGCAGAGCUUCUCACGAAAUUUUAAUCUGAACCGACACCUGCGCACUCACACAGGCGAGAGGCCAUUUCAGUGCCCUUUGUGCCCUUGGAGCUUCUCAGACAAGGCCACACUGAAGGAUCACGUGUGCAUCCACACAGGCGAGAGGCCAUUUCAGUGCCCUGCAUGCUCUCAGAGCUUCUCACAAAAAAGUACGUUGAACCGACACCUGCGCACCCACAAAGGCGAUAUGCCACUUCAGUGCCCCAUGCCCUCGAAGCUUUUAUGAAAAGUCUGCACUAAAGGUUCACCUGCGCAUCCACUAAUGUGAGAGGCUGUUUAGUGCCCUUCGUGUUGGAGUUUGUGUCAAGUCCACACUGAUAACUGACGUGCACAUCCACACAGACGUGAAGCCAUUUCCAUGCCCCCUGCAUGCCCUCAGAGCAUCUCACGAAAGAGUUAUCUGAACCAACACCUGGGCACCCACACAGGGGAGAUGCCAUUUCAGUACCCUCCAUACCUCCAAAGCUUCUCGCGAAAGUCUGCACUGAUGGUUCGCCUGCGCAUCUAAUAAUGUGAGAGACUGUUUCAGUGCUUUUCGUACUUUGAAAAAAGUUCGAUAAUGUACAGGUCCCCAAGCCAGUGCACACGAGAAACAAUUGAAGCAUAAGAAAUUCAAGGUUCAUGUGUUAGUCGGUGCACCUUUUGACAAAUGAAUGGACUUUCGCAAGUACACUUGCUCCACAGUAGUGCAGAGUAGUGAAACUUCUCUAUAUAUCUUGCUUUUCUUGUUUUUCUUAGUCUUUUUCAUGGAACCCUAGUGUAAAUAUACAUGCUAUUUUUUUAAUAAAAUCCUUGAAACUUG
Molecule: messenger RNA, 2040 nt
Organism: Dermacentor andersoni
Lineage: Eukaryota; Metazoa; Arthropoda; Arachnida; Ixodida; Ixodidae
Biological process (GO): regulation of DNA-templated transcription
Molecular function (GO): DNA-binding transcription factor activity, RNA polymerase II-specific; RNA polymerase II cis-regulatory region sequence-specific DNA binding
Source: RefSeq, a predicted model, not a curated record